UACAGUUUACGUACUAGUUCGUACAUAACGAGUUAUAAUAUUUCUGCAGGAGAAACAUGAAGAAAACAACCAAGAGGAAGUUCAACAAGGCCUGAAUCUAACUUCGAACACUGAUCCAAUGCAACAUGCGCUAGCUGCUCCUUUUUAUGAUAUUCGUGGUAUUUUUAAUCAGACUUUGUUAAAGUUGUUCAGCUGGAGCAGCAAGGGAAAAUAUUAUAUGCUUUCUGCAACAGAGGCCAUUUGGGAUUCUUCCAAUACGGAGCUUUUUAAUUCGAAAUCCUCGACUGAGUCCAGAUUUCGAGAGGUGGUCGAGCUUCAAUCAACAGAUAUAUUUCGUAUUAAGUGGAAGAUUCUAAGUGAAAGAUUGUUACAAAAUUCAGAAUACAUGUGUUACCUUGUGUUCAAGUUUUCGGAAAAGUGUAGUGGGUUACAUUGUCCAGUGAUGGUACAAGAUCUAAACCAGCGCCGGAACAAACAGACUCGAAUUGUUUAUUUUAGAACCCCGCAAACAUGGAACAUGUCAGGUGAUGAUAAUCAGGGUCCAAAAGAGAGGGAAGAUGGAUGGAUGGAGGUUAAUUUGUGGAAAUUCAAAACAGAUCCUAAUUAUGGUUGUAUUCCUAUAAAUUUGAAACUUGCAACUUAUGAAGGAAGUAUGUCUGGACUGGUUGUAUGUGGCUUAGAGUUUCGGCCGAUGUAGGAAUCCUUAUAUAUGUUAUUAUAGCACUAACCAAGAAAGUCGGAAACUAUUGUCUCAAGUUCCUGCAAGUAUAAUAUAUAUUCCAUCAAAUUAACCACUACGCCACUACUUCAGUAUUUGAGGGUUGCAGAUCAUAUCCG
This is a messenger RNA of Erigeron canadensis, 837 nucleotides long. RefSeq names its product F-box protein At2g02240-like. The coding region runs from base 119 to 697 and encodes 192 amino acids. Lineage: Eukaryota; Viridiplantae; Streptophyta; Magnoliopsida; Asterales; Asteraceae. The transcript is spliced from 2 exons. The record is from RefSeq and is a predicted model, not a curated record.